AUCAGCGAGCCUGCACGGUGCAGACGACUUCAGCCCAGCCUGUUUACAUGUAAUUCACACACGCAGCCUGUCUGGCUGUGCGCAGCUGUUUGCUGGGGGUGCAGUCAGUGUCUGCGCUGUCACUAAACGGUGUGAGCGCGGUGUCGCUUUAAGAGUGAAAGUGAAAUCCGAGACAGAGAGAGAAGAGGAGGCGCCUUGCCCUGCAGUAACCUCCUCCAGCCCUGUCGCUGCUGCAGCAUCUUGCUAGCGCCUGCCUGCUAACUCCACCGGUCUGCUUACCGAGCUCCGGAGCACCGCGGACGGGCCACACGGACCGCGGCGGCCCGAUGACGGCGUGUGCCUCACACUGUGGAUGGAGGAGGAGGAGGAGCGACUAGAUGCGCCGGCCGUGGAUCUGUUUUGGCAGCCUGUGAUGUUUUCAUCCAUCAUCAUGCCCAACUAGCUAACGCGUACAGCAGCAGCGACGGAGCUAGCUCACACUGUUGAUGAUUGACGAGAGUGGGCUCGGGUGGCCAUGGACGCCUUCACCCAGCUGAUCCUGCUCAUCGCCGUGGUGAGUUUCUGUACCUUCCAGUGGCUCUUCCACAGCGUGAGUCCCUGGGUAUCAUCCAGGAUCAGCCCAGGCUUCCUGAAACUCAGCCACAAGCAGCAGAUUGAGUGGAACUCAAGGACGGUGUCCACACUCCAUGCGAUUCUGGUUGGGCUCUUCUGCCUCUACAUCCUCUGCUUCGAUGAGGCUGUCAAUCAGGACCCUGUGUGGGGAGAUCCUACACUUGUGAAGAUAAACGUGGGAAUAACAACAGGCUACCUCAUAUCUGAUCUGCUGCUCAUAUUUUACUAUUGGAGGGCGAUAGGGGACAAGUUUUUUGUAGUUCAUCACCUGGCAGCGUUGUAUGCUUACUACUAUGUACUGGGCCAAGGAAUGUUGCCUUAUUUUGCUAACUUCCGUCUGCUUGCAGAGUUUUCCACCCCAUGUGUGAACCAGCGCUGGUUCUUUGAAGUGUUAGGUUACCCUAAAACCUCCAGACCCAACAUUGCCAAUGGGGUGCUGAUGGCGGCAGUGUUUUUCAUGGUACGGAUUGCGGUCAUGCCUGUUUACUACAGCCGUAUGUACUCUGUAUAUGGCACGGAGGCCUUCUACCGUGUCUCCUUUGGCGGCCGCAGUGCCUGGAUCUUCUCCAGCAUCUGUUUGGACAUCAUGAACAUCAUGUGGAUGCAUAAGAUUGCUCGUGGCUGCUACAAGGUCCUGCGCUCUAGCCAACGGCUCAAAGCCCAGACUCAAGAGAAUGGAAAAACUGACUAAGCAUGAUGAAACAUUCACUCUCUGCAGUUGGGGGAAUUCGAGGAAGUUUUUUUUCUCUCUCCGUGCACUCUCCCCCCCCAGUGACAAUUUGUGAGUCAGUCAGCCAACAGAAGCGUGCUGCUGCCGGACGUUUUGAAUUGUCCUCCUCCCUCUCUGAGGCCAAGCAGGGAAAUGAGGCUAGACAUCUUGUGACAGCAGAGGGAAGCAACUACCCCUGAGCAAUACUUACAGUACAUGGCCAACACUUUGAGCAAGCUUCAUGCUGUAACAGGACCACUGAUGUCACAUUGAGUUGACCACUGCUGGUAAAGA
Molecule: messenger RNA, 1615 nt
Organism: Pygocentrus nattereri (red-bellied piranha)
Lineage: Eukaryota; Metazoa; Chordata; Actinopteri; Characiformes; Serrasalmidae
Gene: tlcd4a
Product: TLC domain containing 4a
Exons: 7
Coding region: 515-1303 (262 amino acids)
Biological process (GO): lipid homeostasis
Cellular component (GO): membrane; endoplasmic reticulum
Source: RefSeq, a predicted model, not a curated record